Anopheles funestus (African malaria mosquito) is the source of this 1592-nucleotide messenger RNA. RefSeq names its product putative serine protease K12H4.7. Bases 57 to 1535 code for a protein of 492 amino acids. The record is from RefSeq and is a predicted model, not a curated record. The transcript is spliced from 7 exons. Gene Ontology annotation, biological process: proteolysis. Gene Ontology annotation, molecular function: dipeptidyl-peptidase activity; serine-type exopeptidase activity. Lineage: Eukaryota; Metazoa; Arthropoda; Insecta; Diptera; Culicidae.
GAUAACGUCGCGAAUGCGGCAAAACAUUGUCGGUGUGCUUUCAACGGUGAUUCGUGAUGAAAUUCGCGCUGUGCUUCGUGUGUCUUUUGGGUGUGCUGGGUGCGUUUGGCCUGGAGCUGCCGAAUGGCACCCAGCGGCUGUUCCGUGCACAGACCGCAUGGGAACGGUUACAUCGGGAGCCUCCUAUCCGUGGCGGUUCACCGUCGGGAAAGGCCGGCCCGGUGACGACGAAGUACAUCAUGCAGCGUUUGGAUCACUUUGACCCCCAAAAUGUCAACACCUGGUCGAUGCGUUACAUGGAGAACGGUGAACACUAUGAAGCUGGUGGACCACUUUUCAUCUACGUCGGAGGUGAAUGGGAAAUCUCCGAGGGAAGCAUUUCCCGCGGUCACGUGUACGAUAUGGCAAACCAGCUGAAGGGCUACCUGUUUUACACCGAGCAUCGAUUCUACGGUAAAAGCCAUCCAACAGUCGACUUGCGAACUGAUAAACUGAAGUAUUUGAACAUCGAUCAGGCACUGGCGGAUUUAGCCCACUUUGUCGUGCAGAUGCGGAAGGACAUUCCGGGGGCGGAGAAUGCAGGUGUCAUCAUGAUUGGUGGUUCGUACUCUGCGACCAUGGUGUCUUGGUUCCGGCAGAAGUAUCCUCACCUCGUUAAUGGAGCGUGGGCCUCAAGUGCGCCAGUAUUUGCGAAGGUGGAAUUUACUGAAUACAAGGAAAUUGUGACGGAAAGUAUUCGGUCAGUCGGCGGUCGGAACUGUGCAGACCGUAUCGAGCGUGCCAUCAAGCAGACGGAAGAAUUGUUGGGAAACGGCGAGCAUGCACUUGUCGCUCAGGAGUUUAAACUGUGCAGCGAUGUCGAUCUGUCCAAGUCGCUCGAUAAGAUGAACUUCUUCAGCACGCUGUCGGACGAGUUCGCAGGAGUGGUACAGUAUCACUCGACAGGAGAUAUUGAGCGUUUGUGUCAGGACAUUGAAGAUUCUACCAUCGCGGACGAUAUGCAGGCGCUGGCCAAGUUCGUAACCAAAGGAUUAUCGUCGACCAAUUGCAAUAGCUACGGUUACAAAGCGAUGGUCGAUUUUUACAAAAAUACUGCCUGGGAUCAUAGUGCUGCUCAGAGUUCAAUGCGCCAGUGGUUGUAUCAAACCUGUGCCGAGUAUGGCUGGUACCAGAUUUCCGGAUCGUCCAACCAGAUCUUUGGCUCCAGCUUUCCGGUUGAAUUAUUCGUAAAGCUGUGCGGCGAUCUGUACAGCGGAAUUUUCGAUGAAUCGAGAAUGCAGAACAAUGCCGACAGAACUAACGUCAUCUAUGGCGGUUGGAAUCCGGAAGUGACAAACGUUUUCUUCACCCACGGCCAACUGGAUCCCUGGCGUGCAAUGGGAAUCCAGCAGGAUCUCAACGAUCAGUCACCGGCCGUAGUAAUUCCGGGAGCUGCACACUGUGCCGAUUUGAGCUCCAUUACUGCUCAAGAUUCAGCUGAAAUGCGAGCAGCUAAGGAGAAGAUUUUGGAGCUUGUUAAAAAGUGGCUGGCAUAAGGUUUUGUGUGUUUGUUUCAGCGUACGAUUAAAACGGGGGCGUCAUGUAGAACCAUA